This is a messenger RNA of Melitaea cinxia (Glanville fritillary), 701 nucleotides long. RefSeq lists its product as uncharacterized. Gene Ontology annotation, molecular function: serine-type endopeptidase inhibitor activity; protein binding. The coding region runs from base 124 to 597 and encodes 157 amino acids. The transcript is spliced from 4 exons. Lineage: Eukaryota; Metazoa; Arthropoda; Insecta; Lepidoptera; Nymphalidae. The record is from RefSeq and is a predicted model, not a curated record.
UAUAAUAAUCAAAGCCACAAGUAAGCUGCGUCAGUAUUGUAUUGAUCUUCUUAGAGUGAUCAUACAUAUUUGAGACAAAACAUAAUAUAAAAUUUUACUAAAACAUAAUAAACUUGUGACAAAAUGGAGAAGUUCUUCUUAAUACUUAUUAUAGCAGCCUUAAGUUAUGAAGCAUUUGGCAUGAGCAACAGACAAAAGCGACAAAAUGAAGAAGAAGGUGAUUUAGAAGAUAGAUUUGGAUGGAAUUGGUUAAACUCUGGGCGGUUUCCUCCUUGGAGACCUGGCCCCCAAUUACCAAACCCAGGAUCGCGUCCCGAGCCAGUACCCCGUCCCGAUCCAGUACCGCGUCCCGUGCCCGAUCAGAGUACAACAUCAUCCACAUCAACAGCUAAUCCCAACGUAGAUGGAAACCAAGCCAACAUAGACCAGUGCCGCAGAACCUGUCCUGUGACGUCAGAGUACAACCCAGUUUGCGGCACAAACGGCGUAACUUAUAAUAACCCAAGCAGAUUGUUCUGUGAUCAGUCUUGUGGAGUCAGUGUAACUCUACUGAGGUCGUCGAGGUGUCCUACUGCAACAGUUGCGCCUACCGCGUAAUCUAUUAUAUUGUGAUAAUUAAAUUCUUUGUUUUUAAGGAACAAAAAUAAACCUUAUAAAAGUGUUCUAAUUAACUUGUAUAAUAAAGUAGUGCUAAAAAUUAA